CUAUGCUUUCGACGGUGUGAUGGGGCUUUGUUCCCCGCUCUUCUCGGUCGUCUCUGUGACACUCAAACCCCCCGUCCCUCCCUCAGUCGAUAUCUCGUCAGAGUUGUCCGCUGCCUCGUCAAGUGCCUUUGAGGGCUCGCUGUCGUCAAAGUCUCUGAACGUCCUCCUGCCGAAUUUCACAAAGCCGCACUGCCAUGCAUAGAGAAGGGCGAUGAGUAAGACUGCAGCAGCCGCGCCGGCAAUGGACGCCCAGCGUAUCCACGCCUGACCGCUGGACUUGUCGCCCUCGGCCUCUCCCGCCGAAGCCCCCCACUCUUGCCCCACCAGACCACACGAGGGGUCAUCCAGCGGGCAUUUCACCACGGUAUCUUCCUCGCUCUUCUUCAGGAAAGUCUCAGAGUCCUGGGCAGUCGCCAGGAGUGAGGGAUGAUGGUGCACCAGCAGAACGAGGAUGCUCAGCGUCACGGUGACCGGACAAAACAUUGGGGGGUGAGUGGAAAGCAUCAACAAACCAAUGCAAGAAACCGUCAGAAACGCAG
Molecule: messenger RNA, 539 nt
Organism: Vitrella brassicaformis
Lineage: Eukaryota; Vitrellaceae
Source: the annotation of a GenBank genome assembly